UCUAAAAACAAUUCCUCUACUUAACGCUUGUGGCGGAUGGGACUAUACAGCACAGCGAAAAAUGUCAGAAGAAAUCAGGAAGAGCGGGAUAUUGUAAACAGGAAGUUCUCAUAUAGUGAAAAUCUCUGCUCAAUUUUUUGUAUCAUAGGAUGUUACAUUAAACUCGGUUUGCGCGAAACGUUAUUGGGAAGGGGAAUACGGUAAAGCUUAAGUACUACUAUUUUCAGUUUGUUUACUACAUAUGUCGAUAACUAUUUAAACAAUGACUUUGCAUGGACAGUAUGGUAUCUGGGUGAACACUGACACCACACAAAGGUCAAAAUUGAUCUAAUCUGGUUCAAACUCUUCUGUGAUCCGUGUGUUUUUUUGUUUUUGUUUUUGAAAUUAAAUGAUUAUGUAUUCAACCAUUAUUAUUUGAUAUAUAAUGGCAGUGAAUCCCCUACGUCUCCUUCAAUAUUCUAUUUCUAUCUUUAUCAAUUUGAUUUAAAUUAUUAGUACCGUAGUAAUACUGUUUUACAUAAUUUUUAAAUAAAAUGUGUUUACGUAACAUUUUCUCCAAAUCUGUAUGAAUGCCGUUACGCCAUAUGUAUCCCAUUUCCAGUCCCAUUUUAAGUAGAGAUAAAAGCAAAAAUGAAAAAUAAAUAAAUAAUAAUGUUAUAUAAAUUUGUGAUUGAUAAGAAAUUGGUUAUGUUAACACCUCUGCUCGAUCAAUACCCUAGCUUAUAGUUUACUCUAACUACUGCUCUGGACAACAAGCAUCAACAUGCGAGUUAUUAUUUUCUCAGUCUUGCUGCUGGUCCUUUCGUUUUCAACAAAUGAUGUAGUUGGUCAUGGUAUGAUGUUCGACCCGCCGCAGCGAUCGUCCAUGUGGAGAUUUGGUUAUGAAACGCCCGUCAAUACAAUGGACAACUUCCUCAGCUGUGGAUACGUUGGGAUUCAAUACGAUGAUGUUAAUCAAGGGCGCUGUGGUGAAUGUGGCGACAUUUGGAGCGAUCCUCGCCCUCGUCAAAAUGACGAAGGUGGGCUCUACGGUACCGGGACGAUUGGUCGAGUGUACGAACAAGGAAGUGUCAUUGACGUCACGAUUAACUUGAACAUCAGCCACCUUGGGUAUUUUGAAUUCCGCUUGUGUCCCAAGAGCUCGGCUGAGGAAUUGGUCACUCAAGAUUGUUUAGAUCAAAACUUGCUAACACUCAUUGACGGAACGACCAGAUUUACUGUCGAUCAGAAUAUUGUCGAAGUUCUGUUCAUAGUGCAAGUCCAACUACCGGCUGCUAUUUCCUGCGAAAAUUGUGUCCUUCAGUGGUACUACAGAGGAGGUGGGAGAGUUGGAGAUUGCGGAGAUGGUACAACAGAUUACGGGUGCGGUGACCAAGAAACUUACGUCAACUGCGCAGAUAUUGCAAUUCGAUAAAACCUCAAUUCGAGAAUUUUAUUUUCCAUUUAAUUAAAUUCUUGGAUUAAAAUUACGCAAUUGUAGCGUUACAAAAAUUAUUUUGGAAAUUUGCGGUCUAUAUCUCGUGUAAUAUAUUCAUGAAUUAGGGUACACAUGCAUGAUAAAAAUACAUGAAUUUUAAGGGGU
Molecule: messenger RNA, 1582 nt
Organism: Daphnia pulex (common water flea)
Lineage: Eukaryota; Metazoa; Arthropoda; Branchiopoda; Diplostraca; Daphniidae
Exons: 4
Coding region: 764-1414 (216 amino acids)
Source: RefSeq, a predicted model, not a curated record